Cannabis sativa is the source of this 3384-nucleotide messenger RNA. Its product is annotated as putative disease resistance RPP13-like protein 1. The transcript has a single exon. Gene Ontology annotation, biological process: defense response to other organism. Bases 109 to 3384 code for a protein of 1091 amino acids. Lineage: Eukaryota; Viridiplantae; Streptophyta; Magnoliopsida; Rosales; Cannabaceae. Gene Ontology annotation, molecular function: ADP binding. The record is from RefSeq and is a predicted model, not a curated record.
AAUACAGAGUCAGUCAACAAAUUAUUAUAACCAAACCAACUGCAUCCAUCCAAUACUAUUCUUUCUUUGCUGCUCAAAAUAAGCUUGAUUUGAUUUUUGUUGCACACUAUGGCUGCUGAAUUGGUUGUUGGUGCUUUGGUCUCUUCUUCACUUGAGUUCUUGUUUGAGAAAUUGGUGUCUGAGCAAAUAUCCCAGCUGUUUCAGGGAAAGAAUAAGCCCAUUCUGAAGCUUCUGGACAAGCUCAACACUAAGCUCUUAUCAGCUAAUGCACUCUUCAAUGAUGCUGAGGAGAAGCAACUGAGAGAUGACAAUGUCAAGAAGUGGCUUUUCAAGCUUCAAGAUGGCAUCUAUCAAGCCAACGACUUGGUGGACAUGAUGGACUAUGAAGCUCUCCGAUCCAAGAUUAAACGUGAUCAACCUGGCAGUCGCGCAACCAAGAUGUUUCACCAACUGAGAUCCAUGCCACCCUUUGUGUUUAACUUUCAAAAAGCUGUACAGAGUGAUGCCACUGAGAUCCUUGUUAAACUAGAUGAUCUUCUUGCUCAAAAGGAUGCUCUUGGCUUGAGAGAAGGUGUUCAAAACAAUUUUACUCAAAAGCCACCUGCUCCUUUAGUCGAAGAAUCCGAUGUUUAUGGGAGGCAUGCUGAAAAGGAGACCAUUGUUGAUUUGCUGCUGAGAGAUGAUACAGUUGAUGGAGGAAAUGCUAUUUCUGUCAUUCCGAUCGUCGGGAUGGGUGGUGUUGGCAAAACCACUCUUGCUCAACUUGUUUAUGAUGAUGAUCGAGUUAGAAAACAUUUCGAGCUAAGAGUAUGGGUUACUGUUUCAGAUGAGUUUGAUAUUUCAAAGAUAACAAGAGAGAUCUUUGAGGGGGUCACUUCCAACAAAUGUGAAAUCGAGAACCCAGAUGAAAUUCGAAGAAGAUUAAAGGAAGCAUUGCAGGGGAAGAAGUUUAUGUUUGUUCAUGACGAUGUUUGGAAUGAGUCUUAUACUUUGUGGGACUCUUUGAAGAGUUGUUUCGAUUCUGGAGCAAAUGGAAGUAAAAUUGUAGUCACUACUCGAAGUGAAAGUGUCGCCUCUACUAUGGCCACUGGGGAUAUUCAUCAUCUCCGGAUUUUAUCAAAUGAAGAUUGUUGGCAAUUAUUUGUCAAACAUGCUUUUAGAAACAAUGACAAUCUCGAUACUAAGUGCAAAGAUUUGGAAGUACUUGGUAGACAAAUUGUGGAAAAAUGCAAAGGUCUUCCUUUAGCUAUAAAAUCUCUCGGUGGAUUAUUGCGCUCUGAACGAAAUUCUAAGAAAUGGGAAGAUAUACUUAUGAGUGACACAUGGAAGGAGUUGUACAAGAAGGAGGGUUCCAUUCUUCCAGCGUUAUGGUUGAGCUAUCGUCACUUACCUGGACAUCUCAAGCAAUGUUUUGCUUAUUGUUCUAUAUUCCCUAAAGAUUAUGAAUUUGAAAGAAAAGAAUUGAUUUUGCUGUGGAUGGCUGAAGGUUUUUUGUCACUUGAUAAAAAAGGUAAAAAGAUGGAGGAAUAUGGGGAGGAAUACCUUGAGGAACUUUUAUCAAGGUCAUUGUUUCAAUAUUCAAAUAAAGAAAAAUCAUUGCUCCAAAUGCAUGACCUGCUACAUGAUUUGGCCAUAUUCGUAUCAAAUGACUUUUGCUUUAGGUUGGAUUUGAGUAAUGAUUUGCUUGAACUUCCAGCAAAUACACGACACUUGUCAUUUUUGAAGAAGGCAAAUUACAAAGUCCACAAAGGCAAGGGAUUACAUGAAGCCAAGGGCUUGCGUACCUUUCUAGCAAUAUCAUUCCAAUCAAAUAGGUAUUACUGGAGUAUGGAGUGUGAUAUGUUUCUUACAUGUGGAAGUUGUUUAAGAGUUCUUUCUUUAAGUCAACGUUAUAUGGAGAAGCUACCUCAUUCCAUUGGUAAUCUAAAGCAUUUGAGGUACCUGGACUUGUCUGACACUUCAAUUAGAGAAUUACCUGAUUCAGUUUGUAAUUUAUACAAUUUACAGACUUUAUUAUUAUUUGGGUGUAAUUUUCUUCGUGAAUUACCCAAGAAGAUAGGAAGGUUAAUCAACUUGCGAUAUCUAGAUAUUGAUCGUGUACCUCUGAAAGAGCCUCCUCAAGAACUUAGUAGCAUAAAACACUUGUAUUUUUUAUCCCAUGUCACUUUGAGUGGUGAUAGAAAUAGUGGAGGAUUUAAAAUGAAUAAGGUAGGAGAACUUGGGAAUUUACGGUGCAUUUCUGGUUUGGAAACUAUCAAGGAUGCAAGAGAAGCUUCAGAGGCUAAUAUGAAGGAUAAGAAGUGCCUUUCUAAACUGACUUUGAGGUGGGAUGAUAAUGGCAGUGUAGCUGAUGAUUCAGCAAAAGAAAAAGAAAAGGACAUACUUGAUGCACUUCGGCCACAUACAAACUUGGAGCAUCUUGAGAUUGAAUGUUACAAAGGUACAACAUUCUCUGACUGGAUUGUAGACUCUGCAUUUUCUAAGUUAGUAUCAGUCAGCUUUAUUGAUUGUAAGAAUUGUAGUAUUUUACCCCCACUUGGGAAGCUGGCAUUUCUCAAAGAUCUCACAAUUAAGGGAUGUGAUAGUGUGAUCUCAAUAGGUGAUGAGAUUCCUCAUGAUCAAGGUCUUCUUCUAUUCAGAUGUCUAGAAUCAUUAAGGAUUGCAGAUAUGAUGGAGUGGAAAAAUUGGUCAUUUGCUAUUCUUGAAGAAGAAGGUCAAAUAUUAUUCCCUCUUCUUCAAUCACUUCAUUUGAAGAAUUGUCCAAAGCUUAAAGUUGGGUUACCUGGUUAUCUUUCAUCCUUGGAAUGUCUGAGUAUCAGUAAUUGUGAACAAAUGGUGGGUUUGGUCCCGAGAACUACUCAACAGACCGUCAUAGGCACAGCCCUUUCCUCUCUUGCCUAUCUAUGGAUAAGGGGUUGUCCAAUGUUGGAAUCACUUCUAGACUGGGGAUCACUCUCCAAAGUAAAGAUGAUUGAAUUAUGUAAGUGCAAAAGGCUCUUUGAGAACCGUAAGCAAUGGGAUCUGCAUAGACUCUCCUCUUUGGAAUCCUUAGUUAUCAAGGGUUGGGAAGAUGAUUCUUUUCUAGAUGAGGGGUUCCUUCCGACCACUCUGAAGAAACUUGAAUUUUCGGAUUGUAGUAAGCUUGAAAGCCUAAAUGGCAAGGCCUUUCAACAACUCACAUCCCUUACUUUCUUAUAUAUUAUUAAUUGUGAAAGGCUGCGGUGCUUGCCCGAAGAACUCCUACCUACUUCCCUUUCUGAAUUAAGAAUAUGGAAAUGUCCUUUGCUAAAGCAACGGUGUAAGAAAAGAGGAGAAGAUUGGCCUAAGAUUCAACACAUUGGAUAUGUGACAUUGGAUUCUGCAGUGAUGUCUGUAGGUAUGUAA